AUGUCGGACUCAGAGAGCAAGCUGAUCGAUGUGGAGGCCCCGGGACCUCCGGGUCCGGUGGAGCAACACGAGCUGCAAUUGAUGCCGGUGGGCAGUACCAUCGAGGUGCCCAGCCUGGACAGCACACCCAAGUUGUCGAAACGCAACAGUUCGGAGAGGAGUUUGCCCCUAAGGAGCUACAGCAAAUGGUCGCCCACGGAACAGGGAGCCACCUUGGUGUGGAGGGAUCUCUGCGUGUAUACCAAUGUUGGGGGUUCCGGCCAGCGAAUGAAGCGGAUCAUUAACAACUCCACAGGGGCCAUUCAACCGGGCACUCUGAUGGCUUUAAUGGGCUCGAGUGGCUCUGGAAAGACAACACUAAUGUCGACACUUGCCUUUCGACAACCGGCCGGGACCGUGGUUCAAGGCGACAUUCUGAUAAACGGCCGGCGCAUCGGGCCCUUCAUGCACCGCAUCAGCGGCUACGUCUACCAGGAUGACCUCUUUCUUGGAUCUCUGACUGUUCUGGAGCACUUGAACUUUAUGGCCCAUCUUCGCCUGGAUCGUCGGGUGUCCAAAGAGGAACGUCGUCUUAUAAUCAACGAACUUCUGGAGCGAACCGGCCUUCUAUCGGCGGCCCAAACUCGAAUUGGCAGUGGCGAUGACAAGAAGGUUCUUUCGGGGGGAGAACGCAAGCGAUUGGCCUUCGCCGUGGAGCUGCUCAACAAUCCGGUGAUCCUGUUCUGCGAUGAGCCCACCACGGGCCUGGACUCCUACAGUGCCCAACAGCUGGUGGCCACCUUGUACGAGUUGGCCCAAAAGGGCACCACCAUCCUGUGCACCAUUCACCAGCCGAGUUCGCAGCUCUUCGACAACUUCAACAAUGUGAUGCUGCUGGCCGAUGGCAGAGUGGCCUUCACGGGAUCGCCACAGCACGCCCUGAGUUUCUUCGCCAAUCAUGGCUACUACUGCCCGGAGGCAUACAAUCCGGCGGAUUUUCUCAUUGGCGUCCUGGCCACCGAUCCUGGCUAUGAGCAGGCCUCGCAAAGAUCGGCUCAGCACCUUUGUGAUCAGUUUGCCGUCAGUUCGGCGGCCAAGCAGAGGGAUAUGCUGGUGAAUCUGGAGAUCCAUAUGGCCCAGUCGGGCAACUUCCCCUUCGACACGGAGGUAGAGUCCUUCAGGGGCGUGGCCUGGUAUAAACGUUUCCACGUGGUGUGGCUGAGGGCAUCACUUACCCUGUUCAGGGAUCCCACGAUUCAGUGGUUGAGAUUCGUUCAGAAGAUCGCCAUGGCAUUUAUUAUCGGAGCUUGUUUUGCCGGCACCACGGAACCAUCGCAGCUGGGAGUUCAGGCGGUGCAGGGAGCACUUUUCAUCAUGAUAUCGGAGAAUACCUACCAUCCCAUGUACUCCGUGCUUAACCUCUUUCCCCAGGGAUUUCCGCUCUUCAUGAGGGAAACCCGAUCUGGAUUGUAUUCCACGGGACAGUAUUAUACUGCCAAUAUUCUGGCAUUGCUACCUGGAAUGAUAAUUGAGCCCUUUAUAUUCGUGAUAAUCUGCUACUGGCUGACGGGUCUGAGGUCCACCUUCUAUGCCUUCGGAGUGACUGCUAUGAGUGUGGUGCUGGUGAUGAAUGUGGCCACAGCCUGUGGUUGCUUCUUCUCCACGGCUUUUAACUCCGUACCGCUGGCAAUGGCUUAUUUGGUGCCACUGGAUUAUAUAUUUAUGAUCACCUCGGGUAUCUUUAUACAAGUGAACUCCUUACCAGUGGCAUUUUGGUGGACCCAAUUUCUCUCCUGGAUGCUUUAUGCCAAUGAGGCUAUGACCGUUGCUCAGUGGUCGGGAGUGCAGAAUAUAACCUGCUUCCAGGAGAGUGCCGACUUGCCCUGCUUUCACACGGGUCAGGAUGUCUUGGACAAGUACAGCUUCAGCGAGAGCAAUGUCUAUAGGAAUUUACUGGCUAUGGUGGGGCUCUAUUUCGGGUUCCAUUUACUGGGUUACUACUGUCUUUGGCGAAGGGCCCGAAAGCUGUGAGAGCUCUCAGCUCGAGUGCUGUAAAUAUAAUAACUACCAAGCUAUGAAUUCAUCCAAUAAAUAAUUUCUAGAUUUUCCAAAU
This is a messenger RNA of Drosophila suzukii, 2092 nucleotides long. RefSeq names its product ATP-binding cassette transporter scarlet (gene st). Gene Ontology annotation, biological process: transmembrane transport. Gene Ontology annotation, cellular component: cytoplasmic vesicle membrane; plasma membrane. The record is from RefSeq and is a predicted model, not a curated record. NCBI's taxonomy places the organism in Eukaryota, Metazoa, Arthropoda, Insecta, Diptera, Drosophilidae. Gene Ontology annotation, molecular function: ATP hydrolysis activity; ATP binding; ABC-type transporter activity.